Molecule: messenger RNA, 1199 nt
Organism: Erpetoichthys calabaricus (reedfish)
Lineage: Eukaryota; Metazoa; Chordata; Cladistia; Polypteriformes; Polypteridae
Gene: ppih
Product: peptidylprolyl isomerase H (cyclophilin H)
Exons: 9
Coding region: 126-659 (177 amino acids)
Biological process (GO): protein peptidyl-prolyl isomerization; protein folding
Cellular component (GO): intracellular membrane-bounded organelle
Molecular function (GO): peptidyl-prolyl cis-trans isomerase activity
Source: RefSeq, a predicted model, not a curated record
UUUGUCCCUCUUUAUGAGCCGUAGCCGGGCUCGUUUUUAAAAUAAUUCUGGCUAGAUGACAGUGGUGUGUUGAGCACUAGAACCCUUUUUAUUUUUUAAAAUACUGCUUCAAGAAUACAGAAGACAUGGCCAUUCAGCCGAGCAAUCCCAAUAAUCCAAUCGUGUUCUUCGAUGUGACUAUUGGUGGUCAGGAGGUGGGACGAAUGAAGAUUGAACUGUUUGCAGAUGUCGUGCCUAAAACUGCAGAGAACUUCAGGCAGUUUUGUACCGGAGAGUUCAGGAAAGAUGGGGUCCCCAUUGGCUACAAGGGCAGCACCUUCCACAGGGUGAUCAAGGACUUUAUGAUUCAAGGAGGGGAUUUUGUAAAUGGGGAUGGAACAGGAAUUUGCAGCAUCUACAGAGGUCCAUUUGCAGAUGAGAACUUCAAGUUGAAACACUCUGCCCCAGGUCUGCUCUCUAUGGCAAACAGUGGACCGAGCACCAAUGGCUGCCAGUUCUUUAUUACAUGCACUAAGUGUGACUGGCUUGAUGGCAAGCAUGUUGUGUUUGGAAAGGUGAUUGAUGGCUUACUUGUAAUGAGGAAAAUUGAGAAUGUUCCUACAGGACCCAACAACAAGCCAAAGCUGCCUAUUCUUAUAGCACAGUGUGGAGAAAUGUGAUAACUGCUGCUUCUGUGCUGCACAUCACCAUUUCUGUUGGAUACCCGCUGGUUUACGUGGGUCAUUUGUCAGGACUGUCUUUUAUCUGCACGUGUUCGAAGGAAAUUUUCACUGGACCGGGACACCAUGGAGAUUGUAAUAUAAACUUUUUUUUUUAAAUAUUUGAAAGAAAAGGGAUGAUGCUUUUACUAAAUUUAAUAAAGAAUCCCUCAUUACCUAUUUGCCAUCAUGUCUUAUAUCUGAAGAAAGAAUGCAAAUUAGCAUAAAAGACAACUAAGGUAUAAUUAAAGAAGAAACUGAAAUUGCCACAAAACAUAAAUUCAGUACAGAAGCUCUGGUGACACGUGUUUGCUCUCUUCAGUUUGCUGUUCCAUUGAAAUCCUGCAUUUUAGUCUGCAGGGCUCCAGACUAACAAAAAAUUACUUGGAAGCCACUGGCUCCUAAAGUGAAACAUUUAGGAGCAAAAUUUCUUUUUAGUUGCCAAAUUACAGAAAUAAAACUGUUUGUAGUAACAUAAAAAGUCAGUGUACACUAUUCUAU